ACUUAACACCUGGUGGGCGGUGAGCUCGUCCACCCAACUAAGCAAUAAAUAAAAAAGCAUGCAACUUGGUUUUCUGGUUCAAAUUCUUUUAUAGCUAGGUAGACGUCACUUUACCCGGAUCUUUUCUAUACAUAGAAGUACAAAGUAAGUUAGGUACCUAUUCAAUAAAAAUAAAAACUCGGAAUUCAAUGAACAGAAAUAAAGAAGUCGUUUUUGCACCGCUUCAACCUUGCGGUGUUGUAAAUGUCCGCGGUGUGCGUAUAUUUUUUGGCGAGAAUUAUUUAAUUGUAAUUUAAUAUUAUGUGUAGUAAGUCCGGACUGGUAGGUGCCUCUCUGCUGCUCAUUUCUAUGAAAAUAAAUAAAAUGCAAUAAAAAAUAAAUGUGCAAUCAAUAUUUAAAUAAGAUAGUAAAAGAUUUUAACGAACACCAUUAUACUUUGACCAUAAAUUCCGAGUAGUGUUCCAUUGCGUACUAAACAAAGGACCGAACCCCGAAUCCCGUUUUUUUAUUAUUAUUUUAGAACCGAGUCUUUUUGUCAUCAUCGUUUCAGUAAUAACCGGCACUACAAAAUGCCUUCGUUUUCCAUGGCCUCCGUAUUUUUACUAGCUAUUAUCUCAAUUUCAUUUAUUUAAUUUUUCCAAAUUAAUGAAUAAUCAUCCAGUGUAAAUGUUUUAAAUUGUUAUUAUCGUCAACUUCCCAUGCGCAGGAAGAAGUCAAGGCCAAAAUAAUCAACACAAUAAAUUGUAGUCGAAAAAAAUGUAUCUUUGUGACUACGUUAUUUUAUAAAUAUAUUUGUUAUGUUUAAAUGAGUAUCGGCAUCAGAAACAAUGGGACCAGUCGCAUUAACGCGGUUUAAUUAACAGUAAUAAUUAUCCCUGCUCGGAGUUCAAGUGAAUUAGACAACUCAUGGCGUAGACUUCAGUGUAUCUAAUCUAGGUUACGUGGUAAUGCAUUUACCGGUUAUUAAUUAUCUUGUUUAUUUGUUGCCUUGAAGUGAUCAUGCGUGUUCACUAGGUCGGACGGGUUAGUCUUGUUUUACAAUCGAAGUGACGGAAAUAUACGUCUUUCUACACUAACGUCAACAGACCCAAAACCAAAAUGUGGUCGUUCCCGAUCCCUGACGGUUUCGGUAUGGAUCCGAUGGUACCGAACACACUGGUGGUAUCAGCAGACAUCAUGGACCGGAUCGGAAGCGGACUUUCGUUGCUCCGAGAUCACGGCAAAAAAGUACAAAAGUACAUGUGGAAAAACAGAAAAUUUGACGUACUGAAGAAGCCUACGAAAUCUUUAGUAAAUAUUGUAUUAAUCGAAGCUAAAGACUUGCCGGAUGACCAGACUACAACCUGCAAUGGCCUCUACUGCAAGUUCAAGUUAGGCAACGAAUCUCACAAAUCUAGACAAGUAUUGAAAACAAAGCCUGCGUGGUGUGAGAGAUUCAAUAUAUAUUUGUACGAGGAAAACAAUUUAGAGGUAUCCUUGUGGCAUAAAGGAAAACAGAAAAACUUUAUGGGAAGAUGCGUCAUUGACCUUUCUCGACUCGAAAAAGAAAAGACUCACGAUAUUUGGCAGGAAUUGGAAUGUGGAUACGGUUUUAUACAUAUGUUGAUCACGGUCAACGGAUCACAGUUAACCAGAGGAUUGGCUGUUGACAAUAUACCGACAAGCAACAACGUUUUACACCCAACACCAAAUAUUGAAGAAUUUUCAUGGUAUCGCCUAAAGAACAAUUGGAAUGAAGUGGGUCAGUUGUCAGUGACUGUAUACGGCGCCAGAGGGCUAAGUCCACUCGGGAUCAGCGGAAAGGCUGAUGCAUAUUGCGUUUUAGUCUUGGAUAACUCAAGGAUACAGACUCACACAGUCCGUGGCGCGGCAGAGCCGAUGUGGAACAAAAGUUAUACAUUUGCCGUAAACGAUAUUACGUCAACCCUGGAUAUCAAAGUUCACGAUGAAUCGAUUAUCGGUGAAACUCUCGGUAAAAUAUCGAUACCACUCUUACGAAUCAUCAACGACGAGAAAAGAUGGUACGCGCUAAAAGAUAAAAUGAAAAAGUCGAAUGCGAAAGGAAACUGCCCCAGGAUACUCCUGCAGAUGUCCAUUGUAUGGAAUCCGUUAAAAGCUGCGCUACGAACUUUAAGUCCUAAGGAAGCGAAAUACGAUCAGAAGACGCCUAAAAAAUUUAGUAUUCCCUUAAUAUAUAACAAUCUGCUGUUCAUCAAAGAUAUAUUUAAUGUGGUACAUACAGGGAACGAAUAUUUAAAGAAUUCAUUUGAAUGGGAGAACAGAGAGAAGUCGGUGCUAGCGUUAUGCGCUUGGCUGGUCUUCUGGUUCUUUUUCCGAAUGUGGAUGACACCGCUGCUAGUUCUUCUGCCGUUCCUUUACUACUGGACCGGUCACCGCAGCAAUAGUACUACUAAUUCAUUAAGUAACAUUUACGGAUCCGAGGAUGAAUUAUCCGAAGAGGAUCUUGAAUCAACGAAGGAUGAAAAAACGAUUAAAACCCGUCUCUACGGAUUACAGGAAUUGACGUUUACAAUAAAAGACGGCAUCGAUUACAUAGUGUCACUUUUAGAGCGAGUUAAAAAUUUAUUGAACUUCACUGUACCGUACCUAAGUUAUUUAGCGAUGGCUGCAAUGGUGGGUCUCAGCGUGGCGUUUUAUUUAAUACCUGCGAACUACAUCUUCAUGGCAUUGGGUAUUUAUAAAUUUACUCGUAAAUACUUGAAUCCCGAUCGAGUUCCGAACAAUGAUAUCUUGGAUUUCAUAUCGAGGGUGCCCGACGAUAGGACACUGAAACAAUGGCAGGAAUUGAAAGUACCCGAACCGAGCUUAAGCAGGACAGGAUCAAAGUGCAGAAGAUAAUGAACGCUUGUCUUAUCGUGAAUCCAAUUUGACACUUAUCCAUUUGCUUACAUGCUAUUUUUAUCUAUAAUGUAUAUUAAUUGAUAAGUCAUGUUUUGCAUAACGCUUAGAUCUGAUUAGACGUAUGUACUUAAUGUAUUAGUAUUAGGGCGAGGAUUAUAUUUAAUUUAUCACCUACAAUAUUUGUUGUAAGAGACAUUCAAUUUAAUAGGGGGCCGUAUGAUGUUCAGGUCUGGAAUUAAAUGUAAUACUGAGCUUAAUCAAACAAUGUAGAAAAGUUAUUACACGUAUUUUCAUUAUUUAAUAAUGCUCCUGAAGGUUUGGUCUUUUUUAUCUAUAUUAUGUACUAGUACCUGCUUUAGAAUCUCUUUAGAAGAAAACGAUUGUCAGAAAUAAAUUACUUUUAGCGAUAGAACCGCUUAGUGUACUAAAUACUAAUGACACCUACCUAUUGAGUUUUAUUCAAUUUUAAUUAUGGCGUGCUAUAAAGUAUACUCUCUCUCGCUCUCUCUCUCUCUCUGAAUCAAUCAAAGGAGCUCACCUACACGCUAGGAUAACGCUGAUAUAGCUUCUCAACGCUAUAAGCAUAGGUAGGCGAAAAAAAGGGCGCUAGGAUUUGCUGGACUCCGGUAAUCACUUAGCAAAGGGUGGGCCGUGAACUCGUCCACCCAUCUAAGCAAUAAAAAAAAUGGGGCUCCCAGUUUGUGAACUAGUAUUCUCUUAUCUCACAAUUGAUAACUUUAUUUUAAGUGCGAAACGAAAAAGCGAUAUUAUAUUUUAAAUACUAAAUAAUAAAAUAAUUUAUAAUGCAGAAAAAUAGAAUAGAAUAGUGAUUUGUUAUCGGUUGUGAUCUUUUCGGAAAUAGGCUCUGGGUAAUUUUCCGGAGUGCUUCAUCGAAGAAGGAUUGAUGAUCCAUAAUCUAUAUAUAUAAAAAUGGAUAGCGGUUCGUUAGUCUCGCUAAAACUCGAGAACGGCUGGACCGAUUUGGCUAAUUU
Messenger RNA from Bombyx mandarina (wild silkworm), 3854 nucleotides. Its product is annotated as multiple C2 and transmembrane domain-containing protein. Gene Ontology annotation, molecular function: calcium ion binding. The record is from RefSeq and is a predicted model, not a curated record. Gene Ontology annotation, cellular component: synaptic vesicle membrane. Lineage: Eukaryota; Metazoa; Arthropoda; Insecta; Lepidoptera; Bombycidae. Gene Ontology annotation, biological process: regulation of neurotransmitter secretion.